AUGAGCGGCGGGCGUAGCGGGCGAUCCGCCGUGAAGAUGGAGGCGCCGUUUUACCCCGAGGAAGGACUGGAGCUGCUGCCCGACUUCGUGCCGCUGCCGGGUUUCAGUACCGCUGGCGGACCUGGAGCCGAUGCGGCGGCGGGGCAGAAGCUGCUGCUGGGCGCCGGGAAGAAGCGGGACCUGCCGGCUGCCGCCCCCGCGCCGCUCCCGGGGCCCUUCGCCCUUCGCCCGUCUGCCGGCGCCCGCGGCAGCGCGGCGGCUCUGCGCUUGCUGCCGCCGCCGCCCGCCGCCGCCCCGCCGCCUACUGCGGGCUCCGCGGAGACGGGGAGCGGCGGCGGGGCGGCGGCAGCCCGAGGCGGCCCGGAGACCGCACUGGGGUCGGCUGCGGAGCUGCCGUUGCUGAAGCUGCCACCGGCCGCCGACCUGGAGCAGCUGCUGAUCCAGGGGGGCGCGGGGCUGGGCGCGGGCAGCCCAGGGCCGACGGCACCCGGGGCGGGGAGCGGCGGAGCGGCGGCGGCGGGGCCGUUCCUCUACCGGCAGCCGGUGACGCAGGAACAGGAGGGUUUUGCCGACGGCUUCGUCAAGGCCCUGGCCGACCUGCACAAGCAGAACCAGCUCCUGGCGGCGCCGCCGCCGCUCUCCGCGCCGGGACCCUGCUGCACCGCCCGCCCGGGGCCACCGGGAGCCCCCGCCGCUGCCGCCGCCGACCCUCCGGCGGUCUACACCAACUUGAGCGGCUUCAACCCCGCGGGGCCGCUGAGCCCCUCGGGCAGCGCCUACUCCUCCGCCUCCGCCCCGCCACCGCCGCCGGGCCUGGCCUUCGGGGCAGCGGGUUUGGGAAGCGGCCGGCUGCCUCCGGCGCGGUCCCUGGAGGAACCGCAGACGGUGCCCGAGGUGCCGCCGUCGGCGGGCGGGGAGGGUGGCAGCAGCGCGCCGACGCCGCCGUCGCUGUCGCCGCUGGACGCGGAGAGUCAGGAGCGGCUGAAAGCAGAGCGCAAGCGGCUGCGAAACCGCAUCGCCGCCUCCAAGUGCCGCCGGCGGAAGCUGGAGCGCAUCGCCCGGCUGGAGGAGAAGGUGAAGGCCCUCAAGGGGCAGAACGCCGAGCUGGCCGCCACCGCCAACCUCCUCCGCGCCCAGGUCACCCAGCUGCAGGGUCGUGUCCGCAGCCACCUCUCCUCUGGCUGCCCCAUCAACGCCGCCGGGCAUCCUCCUCCUCCUCACGCCGCCGCCCAGCCGCGGGAGACUCCCCCCGAGGUGGCCGCCGCCGGGCCGGAGACCAGCGCCUGCUGAGGAGGGACACCCCGCCGGCCCCAGCCCGCCCGGGGGCACCGCGGGGUCAAGGUGCGCGCCUGCUGCCGCCCUUCUGCUAUUACUAUUUUUUUUUAUUAUUAAUAAUUAUUAUUAUUAUUUAUUUGCGCCCGGAGAAGGCGUUUUUUUGCGGGAGCCAGGUGUUGCUAAGCGUUUCCCUAGUUCUGUCGAUGUCGCAUUCAGCAGCGAGGGUCUCCGUGGGUGGUUCUGGGGCAGGUGGUUGUUAAUUUUUCAGUGAAGUACUUGAGGUCUGUAGAGAUUUCCGAAAAUAAGAAAAUUACUGUUUACAGAAAGAUUCAACUUUAUUUUCAUGGGGGAUAUAAAACUUGUGUUUCCUAAUACACCUUACUGAACUGUAUAGCAAUGGAUAAGCUUUUCAAACUUAAAAAAAAAAUAGCCAGAGUCAUACCUUUUGAAAAGAUGUGCGUGUAUAUAUAUAUUUAAAAUAUAAUAUGGCUAUGUAUAUUUUCUUGGUAUUGAUAAAGAACCUUUUCUAAAAUACUGUCUUUCUCUAGAGCUUUAAUUUGCCAUUGAGAGUUAAGACAGCAGUGUGGGUGCUCUUAUAUGGCUUUGAUUUUCAAAUCGAAUCCUGGAGGGAAAUGAUUUUUGUUGUAAAUCUUAAAGCAGAUUGAAAUGCAUUGCUGACUCAGUCAUAGGAAAAUAGUUUUCUAAACCUGUAUGCUCCAUAUUUCUUGUGCUGGUGCAAACUUGGGGCAUUGAUAGUUAUUUAUUGAAACUUGAACACUUUUUGGACAUUGCCUGGACCUUAUUUUUCUAGAUAACACGUUAGUAGAGAAAAUGGUUACUUUGGCAAAAAGAGCUUUACUUUUUUUUUUCCUUCACUGUGUACAUUUCAGUAGUGCGUGCUCUUUCCAUAGUAUAGUAACAAUUCAGUGCUAUACAGAAAAGGGCUCAGAUUUGGGAUGGGUUAGCUGUAAAGGUGAUAAUUCCAUUGUAUUCUGUUUGAAUAAAUCACAGAAAUAUUA
Messenger RNA from Vidua chalybeata, 2294 nucleotides. Its product is annotated as transcription factor JunD-like. Gene Ontology annotation, cellular component: transcription regulator complex. Gene Ontology annotation, biological process: regulation of transcription by RNA polymerase II; regulation of cell cycle; regulation of cell population proliferation. The coding region runs from base 1 to 1290 and encodes 429 amino acids. The transcript has a single exon. NCBI's taxonomy places the organism in Eukaryota, Metazoa, Chordata, Aves, Passeriformes, Viduidae. The record is from RefSeq and is a predicted model, not a curated record. Gene Ontology annotation, molecular function: DNA-binding transcription factor activity, RNA polymerase II-specific; RNA polymerase II cis-regulatory region sequence-specific DNA binding; transcription factor binding.